This is a messenger RNA of Chlorella variabilis, 993 nucleotides long. RefSeq lists its product as hypothetical. The record is from RefSeq and is a predicted model, not a curated record. The annotation marks the transcript as partial. NCBI's taxonomy places the organism in Eukaryota, Viridiplantae, Chlorophyta, Trebouxiophyceae, Chlorellales, Chlorellaceae. The transcript is spliced from 4 exons.
AUGCAUGCCGCCGCCGCUGGCAACAUCAUGGCGGCCAUGAGCGACCUGGACGGCUUCACCGCCAAGCUGAACGCCAUUCUGCAGGCAGACCUGACGCACGCGGCGCUGGCCGCGGGCCCGCUUGAGGUGGCCCCCAACCUGAUGCAGCAGCUGGGUUCGGUGCUGGCUGUGGAGGGGGGCGGCGGCGGGCUGGCCUCCCCCGACACCGACGCCCUGCUGAAGCAGCUCAAGGCGCUGCAGGAGCAGGUGGCGCUGCUGGAUCGCAUCCAGAACAUCAGGGUGAAGAACAUCCAGGACGAGUAUCAGCGGUACAUGGAGCGGGUGCGGGCCAAGGCGCAGUCGGCCAUAGACCAGGCCAACACAGCCUACAGCCAGCAGCGCACGGUGCUCAUGGCGCGCUUCGACGCACUCGUCACCUACCUGUCGCAGCAGCAGGCGGCCGCCGCGCAGCAGCGGCAGCAGGCCGCGGCCGCCGCGCAGCAGGCGAUCGCCGCCGCGGGGCAGCAGCAGCUGCAGCCUGGCGGCGGCGGCGCGGCUGCGGCGGCUGCGGGGCAGCAAGCCGUAGCGGCGCAGGCGCAGGCGCAGCUGCAUGCCGGCCUGGCCAAGGCUGCUGCCGGGGAGGGUCAGGCGGCGGCGGCUGCUGCGGCGGCCGCCGCCAGCAACCCCAUGCACAUGCUGUCCCACGCGAUGGCCUCCCAGCUGCUCUCGCUGCAAGCCGGCAUGGAGCAGGCGGCGGCGGCGGCGGGCAACCCCGGCGCCGCCGCCGCGGGCGCCGCCCCUGCGGCCAUCACGCCGCAGGCCGCUGCUGCUGCGGCGGCUGCGGCGGCGGCGCACCACCCGCUCAACGCCGCCUUUGCCCAGUGCUGCGCGCUGCCGGAGGCUGAGCUGCGGGCGCAGCUGGAAAGCUUGGAGGCGCUGGUCAAGGCGGGGAGCCUAGCGCCAGACGCGCCGCAGCUAGCCCUGGUGCACGCCGCGCUGCAGCACCACGCGGCA